This is a messenger RNA of Leptidea sinapis, 366 nucleotides long. RefSeq names its product 40S ribosomal protein S24-like. Bases 1 to 366 code for a protein of 121 amino acids. Gene Ontology annotation, biological process: translation. Gene Ontology annotation, cellular component: ribosome. Gene Ontology annotation, molecular function: structural constituent of ribosome. The transcript has a single exon. The record is from RefSeq and is a predicted model, not a curated record. NCBI's taxonomy places the organism in Eukaryota, Metazoa, Arthropoda, Insecta, Lepidoptera, Pieridae.
AUGAGUGAAGAGACAGCAACUAUUCGAACUCGUCAAUUCAUGACCCGCAAGAAAAUGGUUAACGAAGAUUUUCAUCCCGGCAAACCGACAGUCACCAAAACAGAAAUCCAUUUAAAGCUGGCGAAAAUGUACAAAGUAACACCAGAUGUAAUAUUCGUGUUCGGUUUUCAGACAGAUUUCAAAGAUGGAAAAUCGACUGAAUUCGAAAAUCUACGCCAAGAAUUCGAGCCCAAGCACAGGUUAGCGUGCCAUGGAUUGUGUGAAAAGAAACGAUCUACACGUAAACAGUGCAAAGAACGCUGGAACAGGAUGAAGAAGGUGCGUGGUACCAAGAAAUCUGAAGUAGGUGUUGCCGCCAAGAAGUAA